AUUCGGCUCAAUUCAUAUUUCAUUGUUAGCUAAAUACGAUACACAUGGACUGAAUGCCUCGUCCGCUGUGUAACAACUCUAGCAUGAGACAUCCUUUUGCAGUGGACUCCUGGAUUCCAUUUGCACGAGCAAAGGACUUCCAGGCUUGUCCGGCGUCAUGUUCUGGGACCACACGUCCCUUGGCAGAAAGUUGGAACUCGCUUGAAGGGGCCACGUCGGGGUGCCUACAUGGCAUGUUAGCGGUGGAUCCUACUAUACAGAGAGCUGUGCCUGAGUUCGUGGUGCAGGGAUGGCCUCUUCCAUCGAGCUUAGAUUCAAGAAUGGUGAAAGCGCGCGAAACUCUUCGCGCUCUUCGAACUUUCUAGAUUC
Messenger RNA from Aphanomyces astaci, 369 nucleotides. RefSeq lists its product as hypothetical. The record is from RefSeq and is a predicted model, not a curated record. The transcript has a single exon. NCBI's taxonomy places the organism in Eukaryota, Oomycota, Saprolegniomycetes, Saprolegniales, Verrucalvaceae. The coding region runs from base 54 to 365 and encodes 103 amino acids.